AUGGAGGCACCAACAACAGGUGAUGGUCUACCUACUAAUCUUUCACGUACAAAUGAUAGUACUAACACUUCGGAAGCAUCAGAAAUUGGAAUUUUAAUGCAUCCUUCCGGUGAGAAAAUGCAAGACCCCAGUCAAAAACGUUGUUCCUCGUCUUUGCCAGCCACUCUUGGAACUGAUAGGGUUUCUCGUGAGAGCUCGAUUCGAAGGCAGUUCAGUAACAUAAAAAACUCUAGUGGAAAAUCUUCUCUUCAGGCCAAAACAGUACCUAAUUUUGGUGAAGGUACCGAUCAAAAGGUUCUUCCACUACCCCCCACGCGUACAACGCCAACAGAUUGGUUUUCAAGGUCACCCGAUCAAAGUUGCUCAUCUCUAACCAAUACCAAAAUGCCUAGUAAAAACGAUGCUAAUGCAAAUAGUAACCCUCCUUCUACCCAGUCUUACAAAUUCGGACGCUUUUCAUCGAAUUUUGUGCAAGAUUCCGGACAAUCUCAUCCCCUGGCAAGAAUAUUUCUCGAUGCUGUUGAACGUGGUGAUAAGUCUACGGUUGCAAGAUGUCUAAAAUGUCCCCAGCCCGUUAAUGUUAACUGUACAAAUAUGCUUGGAAGAACUGCAAUUCAAAUCGCCGUCGAUAAUGAAAACUUUGAAAUUGUGGAAUUGCUUCUAAAGGAGCCGAAUAUAAGAAUAGGAGACGCCCUAUUAUAUGCGGUACAAGAAGGAGUAUAUCGGAUUGUAGAGAUGCUAAUCGAUCAUCAUUCCAUUACUAAAGAGAUGCUUAGUACAUCCUGGUCAAAGAGAAUUAGCUUGUCUGAAGAAAGUCAUGAUUUUUCUGCCGAUAUUUCUCCCGUCAUUCUGGCAUCCAUCUGCAAUCAGUUUGAAAUCUUGCAACUUCUACUCUCUCGAGGUGCCAGAAUUGAAAGACCUCACAGGUCAAAUUGCAGUUGUAGCGAUUGCUCAGCUAUGUACAAAGAAGAUUCGUUAAAAUAUUCCCUAUGGAGGAUAAAUACCUACAGAGCUCUGGCUAGUCCAGCUUGGAUAUCACUCACAUCACCAGAUCCCAUUCUGGCCGCUUUCAAAUUAUCAUGGGAAUUAAAUCACCUAGCAUCCAGGGAGAAUGAAUUCAAAGAGGUAUUUUUGCAGCUAUCGGAUCAGUGCAGGAAAUAUGCUUGUGACCUUUUAGAUCAGUGUAGAAGUAAGGAAGAAGUUCUCGCGGUAUUAAGCAGAUCCUCAAACAAUGAGGACAUUUACACGAGUAUUGAGGAAUGUAGUGGAGAUGAAGAAGAACAGGAGAAAUCAGCCCUUCGUAGGACUACAACAGUGACUAAAAGUCAUUCAAGAAGGUGGCAUGCUAGACCUUAUCAUUUGGACAAUUCCUUCGAGAUGGGAGAAUUCCACCCACCACAGCGGUUUGACAGUCAGUAUACCUUUGUUGAUGAUUUUGCAAACAUGGAUAAUCAUAUACAACAGAAACAGGAACAUUCGAAGGAGGGUAAAAACAUGGAUGACUCACAAGAUUCUCAAGAACUUUACGAGGAUGAUGAAGAUGAAGCGGAAACGGGAUAUAUUUAUGACGACAGUGGAUCCGAGUCGGAUUCCCAGCCGCUGAGAUUAGAUCGACUAAAAUUAGCCAUCAAAUAUGAACAGAAGAGGGUAAGAUAUGCUUCCAUUUACUUUUGGUUCCAUAUUUAA
This is a messenger RNA of Rodentolepis nana, 1686 nucleotides long. Lineage: Eukaryota; Metazoa; Platyhelminthes; Cestoda; Cyclophyllidea; Hymenolepididae. The record is from the annotation of a GenBank genome assembly.